This is a messenger RNA of Myxozyma melibiosi, 3036 nucleotides long. Its product is annotated as armadillo-type protein. The coding region runs from base 245 to 2935 and encodes 896 amino acids. Gene Ontology annotation, biological process: proteasome-mediated ubiquitin-dependent protein catabolic process. The transcript is spliced from 2 exons. Lineage: Eukaryota; Fungi; Ascomycota; Lipomycetes; Lipomycetales; Lipomycetaceae. The record is from RefSeq and is a predicted model, not a curated record. Gene Ontology annotation, molecular function: protein binding. Gene Ontology annotation, cellular component: GID complex.
CUUCUCUUGUGCAGUCUCGAAGGUCAUCGGGAUGCAAUAUUAAGGUUUCAAUGUAGUCGACCAAAUAAGCAAACUCUCGCGUGGCCGCAGUUCGGAUCCGCUAUUCCGCCACUGCGCUUUCUCGCCACAGCGCGAGCCUCGCCUCUUCUUACAAAGGUCGUUGGUCGCUGCCUGAUUGAUUAUCGCCAUCUGCGCUGCUCGAACGAGGAAGAUCCAGUGCUUUAGUGUGUUUGUUUAAUUGUGGAUGAUAUCGGAAAUUGACCUGCUGCCGCUUGUGCGGAGUCCCGACCGCGGCACGCAGCUGCGGGCGUUGAAGGCCUUGAAGAACUCCGUAAUCGGGCAUACCGAGCAGAAGGAGUGGUAUCUCGAACGGGGCGUGCUUGACGAUCUGUUGGCCAUCUUGAGCGCUGAGGAUGGUGUCAAGGAUCAGUACUCGGAGGAGCUGAUGAUCGAGGCCGGUAUCGUUCUCGGCAGCUUUGCAUAUAGCGGACCUGAUAUCUCGGCCAUGCUCUACGGUCCAGAGACGAUAUCGACGCUGGUCCUGACACUCAAACCGACGUCGCCUCCGAAACUUCUCCUGGCGUCCUUGCGGACCCUGACGACGCUCUGGACUGCGCAACCGCCUACGCAGUCUCUAUCGACCGCAUACCCGACUCUCGCGCCCUCGCUUGCCGCUUUACUAUCCCAUUUCUACAGCUCUGCGGCAAGCGAAAAGGGGGCAAUCAGCUAUACCAUCAUCACGCAAGUGUGCGGCCUGCUGUUUGUGCUUGCGCCGGCUCAUUCGACCGGCCAAUCCGUUCUGAGCGACCAUCUCGCGAUCUCGCUCUGCGAUCUGGUCGACAAACUUCUCACCAAGCCGAAUAUGAUUGCGUCGCUGUCAGUGUCGUCGAAUGCGGGGGCCACGGGGCUCGCAGAGCGCAAGAUGCUCUCGUCUGCGAUCUUGGCGCUGUCGCAUUUGAUGUCGCCUCAGGCGGCACGACACCUUGCUUCGUCCGCACCGUAUUUUAUGGAUUUACUCGUCAAGCUUUUGCGCGCUCAGGAGCCUACGAUUCGAUUAGCGGCCUGUGCGCUCAUUACGACUCUAUACACGACUCCAUUAUCAGGCAGUGGCGAUGUCAUUACCGGCAAGCCAGCGGCGCAGAAUACCGAGCUUGCGAUGCUGCUCGUCCCCGCGCUGAUGAAAUUGCUUGACGAUGCGCUUUCUGUCGACGAUGGUCGGGGAUGCGAUCCGCUCGUGCUGCAUACGUUUGCGGUCGUAUGCCGCGAAGGAGGUGAGGUGGCCGACCGGUGCGUCGAAGUCGGCAUCAUCAAGAAAGUCGUGCGGAUAAUCGCGCAUGUGGCUCCGAGCACGCAUUCAGCCACGCAGAUUGGGAAGACCGAGAGCAAGCUUCUGUCUGGAGGAUUAUUUUGUCUGUCGGCGCUGGGUUUGCAUAAGGAGGAGUAUCGAAAGGCAAUCAUCGAUGCGAAUGCGCUGACUAUUGUUGUCGCGGUUAUGAAUACCGAGAAUGCGCCGGCGGUGCGGGAGAUCAAGAUUGCGGCGUGUAAUGUUUUGCGGUCGCUGAGUAGGAGCGUGCUGCUGCUGCGUACGUCGCUGGUCGAGAGCGGGAUCGUGGGCGGUGUUGUUGAAUUGCUGGGCGAUGUCGCUGUUGUUCAAGAGAGCGAGUCUGCGUCUGCGACCGCGGCGGGCUCGGCGAAAGGAGAGGUGUUAUACGACGAGUCGAUGAGUGAAGUCGAGAAGACCAGCGCGCGACAAAAGUAUCUGUCUGCGGUGGGCGGCGCGGGACAGGAGGCGGACGGCGUGAUUAUGGAGGAAGACGACGACGAAAGUGAGGACGGCGAGAGUCUUGAGGUGCGGACUGCGGCUAUGGCUGCUGUCUGCAACCUUGUCUUGGAGUUCUCGCCUCUGCGGAAGCCGAUCCUUGACCAAGGUAUUCUGCCGUUGAUUGUUGCCGGGGCGCGGUCGCGAUAUACACCACUACGGCUGAAUUCGGUGUGGGCGUUGAAGCAUAUGGUGUACGGCGACGACAUGCAAACGCGAGGGCUGGUGCUGGAAGAAGUUGGGUUCCCGCUGCUGAUGAAGCUGUGCAACGAUCCGGAGAUGCAGGUGCAGGAGCAGGCGCUGGAUUUCAUUCGCAACCUGAUUGCGCGGAGCGAUGAUUAUAUCGACAAGCUGUUUGCUAAUGUCGGCGUGCACGACUUGUUUGAGUUGCUCGACGGCAAGCUUGCUAUGCGGUCGCGCCAGUCUGAUGAUAGCGAGUCGGAUGAAGACGAGGAUUUUGUGGAAGAGGAUGAAGGUGGGAAGGUUAUCUUCACGACGAAGCCGUACUACACCGAGAUCAUCAUUGCGACGGCAUAUAUUCUUGUGCAUAUCGCGGCCGGGUAUGAGCACCACCGGCAGACGAUCAUCCAGCACGAAUCGGUGGUGAAGAAAGUGAUUGCACUGAUGGCGCACGAGCGCGAGGAAGUGCGGCUUGCGUGUUUGUGGAUCGUGCUUAAUCUGACGUGGGUGGAGGAGCCGCCGCGGGGAGCCGCCGGGGAGGAUCUGAUGAUGGAGGGCGUGGUUGACGAUGACGCGGAAGGGUCGUCGUCUGCGGGAGCAGGCGGUGAGUCAGCGUCGCAGUCGCCGGGGAACUAUGUUGAGGUGUGCAGGAAGCGCGCGGCGGUGCUGGUGCGGUUGGGCGUGCGGGCGAAACUGGCGAUGCUGAAGCAAGACCGCGUGCUGGACGUGCGCGAGAAGACAAAGACGGCGAUUUACCAGAUCGACAGUCUCACGGGUGCGUUCACGGACGGCUACGGUGAUCGACGCGAGGAGUCGCAGCAGGCGCAGCAGGUGCAGCAAGGAGGGGACGCGAUGGAGGUUGAUAAUGUGCCGGUAGUGCGCCAUGCGUACAUGUAUAUGAAUCCGACGGCGGUGGCCAGCGAGCCGUCGUCGUAGGGGUGGGUAUCUGUUAGAAUUUUGUCAGGGUGGUGUGUUUGGCGUGAACGGGUAAUCUGUUGUAUAGUUUUAAUUGUGUAAUUUAAUCAGAGACUUCCAAU